ACGCGUCUCAGAAAUCUUCUCACUCCAGACUUUCGUUUUUAUAACUCUGGAGAGGAACAGAAACUCUGAUGACAGAUGGCUGGGAAGCCUGCUAAGCUCGGCGCACUUGGAGAUGAAGUUGAGGAAGACCAGACAGAUGCCAAGCCUGACCGCUCAGGGAGGUUUCGAUUGUUCGCAAGUAAGAAAAAUAAGGAUGGCCAGACGCGGGAGCAGGACCAUAAUUCUGAAAGCCAUUACAGAAUUGUUUCACCUACAUUCCAGUAUAAGAUGAGCCACCAGCGAGUGGGCAAGUGCAUCAUCAUCAACAACAAAAACUUUGAUGAAAAGACAGGGAUGAAUGUACGCAAUGGCACGGAUCGUGAUGCAGGUGAGCUGUUCAAAUGCUUCAAGAACCUGGGCUUCGAAGUCUUUAUCUACAACGAUCAGACGUGUGAGAAGAUGGAGCGUCUCCUUAGAGAAGCCUCAGAAGAAGACCAUAGCGACAGCUCUUGUUUCGCCUGUAUCCUGCUCAGCCAUGGCGAAGAGGGCAUGAUCUAUGGGACAGACGGAGCCAUGCCCAUUAAGACCAUGACCUCACUGUUCAGGGGCGACAUGUGCAAAAGCUUAGUCGGGAAGCCCAAACUCUUCUUCAUUCAGGCUUGUCGGGGAUCCGAGUUUGAUGAUGGCAUUCAAACAGAUUCAGGUCCGCCCAAUGACACCCUGGAGACUGAUGCCAAUCCCAGACAUAAGAUCCCAGUUGAAGCUGACUUCCUCUUCGCAUACUCCACUGUGCCAGGAUACUAUUCAUGGAGGAACCCUGGGCGUGGCUCCUGGUUUGUUCAGGCUCUUUGUAAUGUCCUGAAUGAGUUUGGGAAACAGCUGGAGAUCAUCCAGAUCCUCACACGAGUCAACUACAUGGUGGCCACCAGCUUUGAGUCCUGGUCUGAAGACCCACGCUUCAGUGAGAAAAAGCAGAUCCCCUGUAUGGUCUCCAUGCUGACCAAAGAACUGUAUUUUAACUGAUCUUUGGGCACAACAGACUAUAAAAUAGACAAAACAUGGACUGACUAAGCAGUCAAAGCAUUCAGGGAUGUUUCAGGUUGAGUAGAAUGUUGCACAUUUGGCCAUUUUUGUGUGAAUCUCGGGCCCGAAAAAGCACUUGAUAAAAAAAGAAAAUUUUCUCCAGUGGCACUUCAUGUGGUGACAUUAACAUCUGCUUCAGACGAUCUUCUAAUGUGCCACACACUCUGAUCUUGUUGACAGCAUUGUCAAAUAUCAGUGUUGCUGUCCUAACCCAGAAAUAUCAUUGCCAGAUCUUCUGGGUUUGGAAUAAUAUACAUGAAAAUGUAUCCCUCCAUUUUCCUUGUAUGUCUGCAGUAGACAUUCAACCAGAACUACACAGACAUGUGUAUUUGUACACAAUCCCAUUUUUAACAAAGAAAAAAAUACCACCCCACUAAGAGGUUGUGCAAUGAUUAUUGUAGUAAUAAAAUGUAUUCAUGCACUGUAGAAAGAAAUGUAUUUGGAAAAUGGAUCAAAUCCUUUGCCAUUCUGGAUAACAUUCACUCAUGUAUUCACUGUGUUGGCAUCCUCAGGGUCCAUAUGUGGAUACUUUGUAUGCAUUACUAGUGGAAGUAAUUGGAUAUUUGUGUUAACACAAAUAUGCAUGUGAUAACUUUUGCCAAAAAAUAUUUUUUGUAGAUUUUUACCCUUAAAGAGAACUUGAGAUUGUUCUAAGUGUGUCAUAUCUAUCCAGCAUAGAGCUGAAGAGGCUUUAAAGCACAAGUUGUAUAUUAGUGUUGUACUUUGUGUUAACAUAAAAAGUCUGAACUAGAAACUUUAUCACGCAAUAUCAAGAAAAUGGUGUUCCUUCUCUACUGAUGCCGAUACUUCAUCUACAAAGUCUUCUUCUCUUGUCACUGUCUUGUCUGUCCGACUCAGGCAGCUAUUCUGUGGUGAAGUCAAACCAAAACCAUAAUACACUCUCACUGUUCAAGCUGUUCCUAUAUUCAGUUAUUGCAUGUUUUAUCAACAGCUGUUUAAUGUUUAGUCAUUCACUCUUUUUUAUUUUAAAGUUAUUUUAUAUAUAUAUAUAUUUUACUCAUGCAUUUCUGCAUCCUCUCGACACAUUAACUCUAAGUAAUGUGGCGCACACCCUGUGCUGGGCAAAAAAAAAGGUUUUUAAUCACUUGUUUUGGAAUGGUUUGAAAGAGGGUAAAUUUGACUUGGGGAAGUAGCUUUUGAAUGCUUUUUGGUGUUGGAUGCUUUUGUCCUCAGGAAUAUAUUUUAAUGACUUGAAAAGUGAUGUAUGAAAUACUUAUAAUAAAUUAGCCCAUUUUUUCCUAGGGCAUGUUAACAUUGUUGUAAUGAAAUUGAUUUAUACUGUAAUUAAUCUGUUUGUAUUGUGUCACACACAAAAUGGUUCAUAUGCAAGAAAUAAAACCUAAGACAAAA
Periophthalmus magnuspinnatus is the source of this 2433-nucleotide messenger RNA. It is a transcript of the gene casp7, whose product is annotated as caspase 7, apoptosis-related cysteine peptidase. Gene Ontology annotation, biological process: proteolysis; apoptotic process. The transcript is spliced from 7 exons. The record is from RefSeq and is a predicted model, not a curated record. NCBI's taxonomy places the organism in Eukaryota, Metazoa, Chordata, Actinopteri, Gobiiformes, Gobiidae. Gene Ontology annotation, cellular component: cytoplasm. The coding region runs from base 76 to 1002 and encodes 308 amino acids.